Messenger RNA from Aspergillus sclerotioniger CBS 115572, 399 nucleotides. RefSeq names its product DUF3759 domain-containing protein. The record is from RefSeq and is a predicted model, not a curated record. The coding region runs from base 1 to 399 and encodes 132 amino acids. The transcript has 3 exons. Lineage: Eukaryota; Fungi; Ascomycota; Eurotiomycetes; Eurotiales; Aspergillaceae.
AUGGCCUGGGGCUGGGAACAAUCCGACGACGCUCACCGUGAGGUGUACGGCGAGCAGCAGAAGCACGAGGGUCACCUCUCCCACCAGGUUAUCGCCGGUGCCGCUUCCUUCGAGGCCAUGAAGCUCUUCGAGGACCACCAGCGCAAGCAGGGCAAGACCGUCAGCCACUCUUUCGCCAAGGAGGCCAUUGCCGGCCUCGUCGGCGCUGAGAUCGAGAAGCUCGCCGAAACCAAGGGCAUGGACGAGGUCGACAAGAUGAAGGCUCACCACCAUGCCAAGAAGAACGCUCAGGAGAUGUACGAGCACCACUACGAGCAGCAGCACGGUGCCCCCGAGUUCGACCCCGGCCGUUUCCCUCCCCCUGACCGCUUCGGUCCCGGUGGCCGCGGCUGGCACUAA